CGUGUCUUAUGCAUUAGCCAAUGCUGCAAUUUCGGAGUAAUCGUUGUCGGCAGCGAAGUGGUGGAUUUUGUCAUCUGACGGUUUAAUACACAUUCGUCGCGGUUUUUGGAUUUGUGCCGUACAUCAAAAAGUGGUUAAAUAGAUAAUACGGUGCAAAAAUGUCAGAACUGAGAGAGUGGUUCAAUGCCCAGCCAUUAUUUACUAGAUGGUGGCUUCUUUUAUCCGUGGGAUGUUCUCUUUUGGGAAGAUUCGGUAUUUUCAGUCCGGAACGACUCGUUUUAUUCUACAUUCCAUUCGUUCACAAAUUCGAGAUAUGGAGAGCCGUUACCAGCGUAUUUUAUUAUCCCCUUGGACCAACAACUGGGUUUCACUUUAUGAUCAACUGUUAUUUCAUCUACAACUAUUCUGUAAGGCUCGAACGUGGCGAGUAUGAUGGACGACCAGCUGAUUAUUUCUACAUGCUUCUGUUUAACUGGGUUUGCUGUGUCAUCGCUGGACUCUUUGGAGAAUUCCCACUUCUCAUGGACCCUAUGGUACUCAGUGUACUCUACAUAUGGUGUCAUCUCAACCGAGACACUAUUGUCAAUUUUUGGUUUGGGACGCAGUUUAAAGCAAUGUAUCUGCCAUGGGUUCUCUUUGCUUUCAAUCUUGUGAUAUCUGGCGGUGGAAUGUUGGAAUUGGUUGGUAUUCUAGUGGGACAUUUGUACUUCUUCCUGAAGUUUAAAUACCCUCAAGAAUUCGGAGGUCCAGAUUUAUUGGCCACACCUCAAUUUCUCGAGGCUUAUUUCCCUCCUUCAAGACUCAGAGGGUUUGGAACCGCUCCUUCACAAAGGGAACCACAGAGACCGGGCAGAAAUAUGUAUGGUGGUUAUCAAUGGGGACGUGGCCAGCCUCUCGGCCAGUAAUCAAGGUGUAUACCUAAUUAAACCAAGUUUACAUCUGUAUAUUUUAUGAAGAGUGAGUGUACAAGUAUACCAAGAAACUGGGAGUAAAUGAAACAUACUAUGUACAGGAUGACACCGGACUAUCCCCCCAUAGGCUACCCAUGUGUUCCUCGUGAAAAUCUGAGAUUAAAAAGUUUUUUACUUUUUUAUAGAAAAUUUAUUCUUUAUAAAUUACAACCACUUCACAUUAGUCAAUCCAGUAGCAUUUAAUGGCUCAGAAUAGGAUUGCCAGGGCUGGCGAAACCCCAUUUUUUUGUUGUGCACUCAGCAGCUGCCCUGAGCCAUCAAGUGCUAUCGAAUUGGCCAAUUUCAAACAGUAAUUUACACAUAACAAAUUUACUAUGAGAAAUAUCAUUAUAGUCGCAAAUUUUCAUGAAGAAUACAACGGUAGCUUAUGGGGCAAUAUUUCUAGAUCACCCUAUAUACAUACACAUAUGCAUGUAUAUAUUCGUGUAUACGAUAUAUAUUUCUGAAGAUAGAUAGUUUUUUUUCUACUUUCUCAACUUUAAAAAUGAUAAAGUUAAUUUAAUGCAAUAUGAAAACAUUAUUUCGAAGUUGCCUGAUUAGUUUUCCAUGGCAAAUGGUGGUACAAUUUGUUAUUUGAAGAUAAUUAAGAUUUAUGGGAAUAUCUCAAUGUUGACCUGUUAUAUGUUGAUAAAAUUAAUUAUAUCAAAUUUAAUAAUAUACCUACCAGUUUUUGCUCGAGUGCUUGCAAAGUAAGUUUCUGGGACUAGAGAAUUCUGCACUACAGUACUUCCAACAAAAGAUAGUUCCUUUCUUCACUCUGAUGGUAAAGCACACUUAAUAAAUACAAUAAUGCUCAAAUAACAGGGUCAGGGUAACUGCUGACUACUGAUUGUGAGUGAGUGGGGGUGGGGGGGGCUCUACAUAAUUAAGUAAGAAGUUAUACACGGGUCAGUAUAAUUAGUAUUUAUGUUUGUCGAAUGAUUAUUAAAAUGAAGCUUAGCAUUGAGAUUUUGUUAAUCGCUGCUUGUCAAUUGUGAAAAAUUAAAUGCAAUCUUGUUAUUGCAUUUUCAAUUGUUAAAACAAACUUCCGAUUUAAUGAAUCAAUCUGAUUUAGAAAAUAUGCGUAUUGCUUUAUAUUAACAUCAAAGAAGGUAGCAAUUUGGAACGGAUCUCGGAAAACUUGUCUCGUUCACUUCCUGGCAAAUAACUAUUUAUAUUGGACAGUUUGAAUGAAUCUAGAAAAAUACACAAUGAUUGUAAACGAUAUAUCACUUACACGUAUUUAUGUGUACCAAUAUCAUAUGAACAUCAAGUGUCAGUAAUAAUAUUCAGGCUGGUGACAGAUCGAAAGACAGGGAAUUAUGGUACUCCAAACGUAAGAUGUCUUUUUCAAAAGUCUUCACCUUCAAUAUUCAACUUGUUUUUGACAAAUUUAACAAAUAAUUCUGUACCACAUGUCAGUACAGUAUUGUAGACUAUUAUUUAAUAAGAUAAUGGCAAUCAAACAAAACUGAAUGCUGGCCUGUGUACAGAAAACAUAAAAAAUACGGCAGGAAGUCUGGAAAUUUGAUAUUUAUCUGUCUUGUCACCGCUAUGAAGUUUUUGCUGUAUCAUGUACAUAAAUGUAUAUUUUAUUAUAAAUAUAAUAUAUUAGGUACAGAAUUCGUGAAUAAACGUGGAUAUCUAUGUAUGUUUGUCACACAUUAUAUACAAAUGUACAGGCAUUGAUCCAAUUCUUUAUCAAAGCAAACUUACUUGCGUUAUAUACAGGGUGAGUUUUCUCCGGGGUCUGAUCUAGGAGGAGCUUGAAUAUGUGAGAGUCCGCCUUCUUCUAUUCAUACUCGUCCUGUGUCAAUGCUUGUAUCCCGCUAUCAAAACAAUCCCUCAUGUGAGUAGAUUGUAUUUCGGAUGUGUGCUAUACGUGUGGACGUAAACAGAUUUGGAGAUAAGCGUAUCUGCUCUAUAAUCACACACUAUUAUUUUGAAACGGACGAGUAUGAAUAGAAGUCGAGUAUGAAUAGAAGUCGGACUCUCAGCGCAUCCAAGCUCCUCCCAGAUCAGACCCCGAAGAAAACUCACCCUGUAUAUACUAUACAUAUAAGUUGCUCAUUUUAUUUUUGAAAUUCUCAUGCAAUAGUAGUUUUUGAACCAAAGCCAGAAAGUUGUAUGGCUGUGGUGUGAACAUUAUUUUUUUAUGUAAAAGCGGUAAGAUACGCCAUUAUGGUCGCGUUUUCCGACCCUACAGUUGAACUUGUGCUCAAUUGAACACGUCUCUGUAUAAGGUUCAAUUUUAUGGCAGCAAAACGCAACCAUACCAGCGUACUUUAUGGCUACUAAAUUGAAAAGUUCAUAACAUUGGCAUCUGUGAUAGUUUGGUACGCCAAACUGCGGACAGCGCUCGAACCAUCAACAGUGAGGUCAUUCUGAUAGAACCAGCCAAUAGAGCCUCUCACUGACACUACUGGCAUCAAUUUUAAUUUUCUCCACCUGACAGCGAGAUGUAGGCCACGCCCCUACCACACUUCCAAUUAUGUAAUAUUUCGUUCUUACGCCUCAAACUCAAAUUCGCCAAGCUACAUGCACAGCAUCUGUUCUGUAUCGUUGAACGCAGGUGGUUUGAUGCCAGGGUGUGGGACCACUCGUGUUGAAUUGUGAUAAACCGGCAACAGCUAUCAUCACUCCAUUGUCAAUACAAAAUCGUUCGUCAGUUGCAUAAAGGGUAGCGUUUCUUUCCUCACACAUCUCAGCCAUCAUUUUCUGCAGUCUUAAAUUACAACCGACACCACCAACUAUAAGAACUUCGUGCGAUCCUGUGUGUGCCAUCGCUCGUUCUGUUAGAUAAACAAAAUAAACGGUUUGAUGUCAAGUUAAAAAGUUAA
This is a messenger RNA of Neodiprion fabricii, 3790 nucleotides long. RefSeq names its product derlin-1 (gene Der-1). Gene Ontology annotation, biological process: endoplasmic reticulum unfolded protein response. Bases 159 to 905 code for a protein of 248 amino acids. The record is from RefSeq and is a predicted model, not a curated record. Lineage: Eukaryota; Metazoa; Arthropoda; Insecta; Hymenoptera; Diprionidae. The transcript has 2 exons. Gene Ontology annotation, molecular function: misfolded protein binding; ubiquitin-specific protease binding. Gene Ontology annotation, cellular component: endoplasmic reticulum membrane; Hrd1p ubiquitin ligase ERAD-L complex.